AUGGGAAACGCCACGUGCGCAAAGUUGCUUUACUUGCAUCCAGAUGUCCGUGCGUUCUACCACAAGGUUUGGUCGUUGAAUGAAGGUGACAAGCAGGAUGAAGAUGGAGUGCUGCCAAGGAGAAAGAAAAAAGAUCCGGAUGCUGUCAAUCAGAAACCUCGCGUUGAGAACGUCAAUGCGUUGCUGGAUAUCCACAUGGACCGAACUUCGAACGGUACAUGA
Molecule: messenger RNA, 222 nt
Organism: Peronospora matthiolae
Lineage: Eukaryota; Oomycota; Peronosporomycetes; Peronosporales; Peronosporaceae
Source: the annotation of a GenBank genome assembly